Striga hermonthica is the source of this 1974-nucleotide messenger RNA. Lineage: Eukaryota; Viridiplantae; Streptophyta; Magnoliopsida; Lamiales; Orobanchaceae. The record is from the annotation of a GenBank genome assembly.
AUGAAUCCAAGCAAAAUCGAGGACCUCUUCCACCACCUCGGCCCGCCACCGGCCCGCCGUGACCAUCACCACCGCUACCAGUUUACCGACCCCGCCCACCCGCCCAUCGACGGCGACGCCUUCUCGCUUGCCGGGAUCGAUAUUUUCCGCGAUGUUGACGAAGAUUACGACGACGACGCCAGCAACACCUCCUCGGACGCCGAGAUUCCCGUCCCCAUCCCGAACGGCCGCGCUGUGCCCGCCCGCAGCCCUAAGCUGCAGGACCCUCCGCCGCCGAUCGACCGCGGCAAGAGGCCGAUUCAGCAGCCCCCUGUUCGAAUUAGCCCCGAGCCCCAUGUUUCCGCCCAAUUCUACACCUUCAAUAGGGAUUCGCAUGCCCUAAUGAUUCGAUGCCUGAUCGAGGGGCGGACGGCGACGACGGAAGAAAUCCGAGCGGUGAAUCCGCCUCCGCUGCUAUCCACCUGGCGCUCGGUAUGGAAAGAUCGAAACGUUGACACGGCCUAUCUGACGGCGUGGAAGCGCAUACAGGAUAAGCUCACCGUCAACGUGUCGGAAUCCGCUGCCUCAGUCGCCGGUAACGGAACUCAUUUCCUCUGUUUCAAAAAUAAUCUCGGCCAAUUCGUCUCGCAUAUUGAUCAGUGGCAGGACAUUGUCAUGUCUUUCCAUUGCGAUCCCGAUAUCCAGCACUUAGGGUUAAAAGAUACUAUAGAGAGAGUUAAGCAGGUCUGGACCGUGGGGGCCAAAUAUUAUGGCAUACCCGAGAGUUAUAUCAAGACAUGUGUGGCUGCUUGUCCUUUAUGCCUGGAUGAGUCCUCUGGCUGCGCACCAAGGUCCAAGAAGCGUAAAUUUGAAUACACGGAGUCUCUCGAUGUUCCCGCCAAGGAAGUGCAGGCGAGGUUGCAACAGCUGGCAGCCAAGCACAAGGUCGUGCUGUGCAUAAGGCAGAAAUACAUUAGGUACAAGCCAUUUAUGGCUGAGGUUAAGGAUUACGCAUGCCACAGGGCAGGCGAGCCUGCGAAAAAGCCUCGGUUCCUCAAAAGGGAGCCAUAUGCUUCCAAACGAUGUGGUUGUCAGUUUCGUAUAAGGGCGAUAGUACCAAUAUCAAACUAUAAUGAAAAGGAAAAGACAUUUGUAUAUGAGGAAGAGGGAACAGCUAUGUUUAAGCUUUAUGCGGUGCAUUCAGGGCACGAGCCGGGGCCAUUGGAUGGGAAUGCAAGGAUCAUGCAUCGAGUGUUUGGGCACAAAGGGGUUGUUUUGAUGGAUCAGGAGACUUUGUACGGGAUGGCUGAUGAUGGGGAAACCGAGAGUUUUGGGUUCUCGGGAAAUAAAUCGGGAGAUCUGCAGAAUACGCUUUUGCAGCAGGUCCAGGAAUUGAGAAAUGAGUUGGGUUUGCUGGAGGGUAGGAUUGGGAAAAUGCCUCCCUCGUUGCUGGAUACCGUGUCAAGUGAGCUUUUUGAAAUUGUGAAUAAACUUAGAAAUGUUGGGGACGAUGGUUCAAAAUCUGUUGCGUUGCUGUCGGAUAAGCAGGAUCUGGAUGAUGUGUUAGUCGUGGAGCAUGAUUUGCCGGAUUGGGUUGAUGACCAUCACACAAGGAUCUAUGGGGCUGCUAAGGAUGCGGAUGGUUUGGAAGAUGAUGAGGCCAGCUUUGGAAGAACUCUCGGGGAAGUUGCUUCUUGGAAUGAAAUGAGGAUAGAAGGCGGGAAUGGGAAGGACAUCCUUCAUGAGAACUAUAAAGAAGAGAAGUGGUUUAACUGUGGCGACUUUGAUCAGAAGGGUAAUAUUGAGUGCAGUAACCCUAAGCUGAUCAAGCCCUUAAGACAUGACGAGAUAAUAAGCUCAGAUGCAGUAGGUCUUGCUGAUAUACAGGUAAACAGCUUCUACCCUGAAAACCCAAAAUGGUUUUUCUCUCCUGGUGGAUUGGAUACCGGAGCUGAUUGUAGUGACGGUGGGUUUAGACAUGGGGAGAUAAUGUAG